This is a messenger RNA of Aspergillus calidoustus, 531 nucleotides long. The record is from the annotation of a GenBank genome assembly. NCBI's taxonomy places the organism in Eukaryota, Fungi, Ascomycota, Eurotiomycetes, Eurotiales, Aspergillaceae.
AUGUCGAUGCGCUUGAUAACCAGACAGCGUGCCGCUCAGCUUAUUACCUUGCGACAACCGAGGAUAUCGAUCCGACGGAUCUCUCAGGAAUCAUGCAUCGACGCUCUCCGAUCCCGCCUCGAGGAGAUCUUCAGCGAUGGCGGACAAUGCAGUGACCUCGAAACCGAACUCUCCAAGAUCGACGAAUGCGCCGAUUUUGCGGGGGAGGGAAAGGGGUUCGAGAACUUCACGGCUAUCUCCCUGGCGGGUCUGAUGAAUCUCGCUGGGGCGCAGAACGCGAGCUCAGAUUGCUGGCCUGUGUCUCCGAACAGUGAUGGGUUGGUGUAUCUUGGUGGGGAUGUUGUUGUUCUUUUCCAAAUCACUCCCGUGCUGACUGUUUUCCCGCGCGGCGGAGGCAUCGACGACACGAGCGCGCAGUUGACCUGUCUCAAGGCCGUCGAGGUCAUCGGUGAAAAUGGUGGGAGUGAUGAUGAGGAUGAGGACGGCGCAGGAGAUGCAGGGUCGUUUGACUACUACUCGCGGGAUGAGUAG